AUGGAGUGGGGCAACGGGACCCUGGUGACAGAGUUCGUCUUCCUCGGCUUCUCUUCUCUGGCCGGGCUGCAGCGGCUGCUCUUUGUUGCCUUCCUGCCCCUCUACCUGUUCACUCUGGGCACCAAUGCCAUCAUCGUUUCCACCAUCGUGCUAGACAGAGCCCUUCACACCCCCAUGUACUUCUUCCUCGCCGUCCUCUCCUGCUCUGAGACCUGCUACACCUUCGUCAUCGUACCCAAGAUGCUGGUUGACCUCCUGGCCCAGAAGAAGACCAUCUCCUUCCUGGGCUGUGCCAUCCAGAUGUUCACCUUCCUCUUCCUUGGCUGCUCUCACUCCUUCCUGCUGGCGGCCAUGGGGUAUGACCGCUACGUGGCCAUCUGUAACCCUCUGCGCUACACGGUGCUCAUGGGACACAGGGUGUGUGUGGGACUCGUGGCUGCUGCCUGUGCCUGUGGCUUUACUAUUGCACAGAUUAUCACCUCCGUGGUAUUCCACCUGCCCUUCUGCGCCUCCAACCAGCUCCAUCAUUUCUUCUGUGACAUCGCCCCUGUCCUCACGGUGGCAUCUCAUCAUACCUACCUGAGUCAGAUUGUCAUCGUCAUGCUCUGUGCACUGGUCCUGGUUAUCCCCCUGUCACUGAUUUUGGUGUCCUAUAUUCACAUCAUCUCUGCCAUACUCCAGUUUCCUUCCACAUUGGGCAGGUACAAAGCCUUCUCCACCUGUGCGUCCCACCUCAUUGUUGUCACCAUCCAUUAUGGCUGUGCCUCCUUUAUCUACUUACGGCUCAAGUCCAACUACUCCUCAAGCCGAGAUGCUCUCAUAUCAGUCUCCUACACCAUCCUGACUCCCUUGUUCAAUCCACUGAUUUACAGCUUGAGAAAUAAGGAGUUCAAGUCAGCUCUUCGUAGAGCUGCGGGAAAAACCAUUUCCCUGCCACGAUGUUAACCGAGCUCCUGCUCUUCCCAAGCCAUU
This is a messenger RNA of Felis catus (domestic cat), 972 nucleotides long. RefSeq names its product olfactory receptor 10K2 (gene OR10K2). The record is from RefSeq and is a predicted model, not a curated record. Gene Ontology annotation, molecular function: olfactory receptor activity; G protein-coupled receptor activity. The transcript has a single exon. Gene Ontology annotation, cellular component: membrane. NCBI's taxonomy places the organism in Eukaryota, Metazoa, Chordata, Mammalia, Carnivora, Felidae. The coding region runs from base 1 to 945 and encodes 314 amino acids. Gene Ontology annotation, biological process: G protein-coupled receptor signaling pathway.